Cryptomeria japonica (Japanese cedar) is the source of this 582-nucleotide messenger RNA. Its product is annotated as histone H3.3. The record is from RefSeq and is a predicted model, not a curated record. Gene Ontology annotation, molecular function: structural constituent of chromatin; DNA binding; protein heterodimerization activity. The coding region runs from base 51 to 473 and encodes 140 amino acids. The transcript has a single exon. NCBI's taxonomy places the organism in Eukaryota, Viridiplantae, Streptophyta, Pinopsida, Cupressales, Cupressaceae. Gene Ontology annotation, cellular component: nucleosome.
UCAAAUUGUUCAUUUUCUGACCUGUUUUUGGAGUGCAGGGGAUUCGAUCCAUGGCCAGAACGAAGCAAAUGGCCAGGAAAAUAGUACACAAAAUGGCCGCUAAAAAAGCUUCGUCAGGCAAAAUCGAGGCGAUGAAGAAGAAGAUGGCUCCUUUAAUGGAGGGAUUAGAGAAAAAAUUUCAGAAAUUGAAGCCCGGAACAGUUGCCCUACGCCAAAUAAGUAAUUACCAGAAGUCGAGUGAAUUGGUGAUAAGUAAUCUGACAUUCCAGAUGGUUGUUAAAGAGAUUGUUCAAGAUUUCAGACCAGAUUUUCGUUUUCAAAGCUCUGCUGUUUUGGCUUUGCAGGAGGCGGGGGAGAGUUAUAUCGUCGGCAUGUUUCAGGACGGUAACCUCUGCGCACUUCAUGACAAUAGGGUUACUCUUGUGCCCAAGGACAUGCAACUUGCAAGAAGGUUAAGGGGCUUUAUUCAAUAGGGUUUUGGCUCUGGUUUUAAUGGAUGAACAAAAUCUUCAAGUCUUGUAUGAUGGUGAAGUUUUCUUUGCAUACUGAGAUUUUGCUUGCAAGUGAUGAAUUUGGGUGUGA